AUGAAUAUUAUAGUUAUUUUUAUAUAUAUAUAUAUUUUAUUUUUAAGCUAUUAUAGAAAAGGAAAUUGCUUUAUUCAUAACAAAAUAAAUUAUGAAAAAUCUCGAAGUUUUUUAACAAAUAGUACAAAAAUAAUACUUAAAAAAAAUGGAUUUAACUAUUAUCAUUUAAAACAUAAGAAAAUUAUAAAGCCAAUAUAUUCCUUGAAAUCAUCUAUUAAUAAUAUAUGGAAUGGUAUAAAAUCAAUAAAAGUAAAAAAAUUCUUAGGGAUAUUUAAAACUGAAGAAUUAAAAAGACAUUUUCAUAAUUAUAACUUAUCUUAUGCUAGUUAUAUUUUUAAUAAAUGUAGAUUAGAUCGAGUAUUGAUAUCAAUCAAUGUGUUGCUUUAUUUAUAUUUAAAUAGAAUUGAUAAAAAUGAAGAAAGGAAAAUAUAUUUUCAUAAAGGUAAUUUAAUACAAGAACAAGAUGAACAAAAAUGUGAAAAAUAUAAAUGUAAUUAUAAUGAUGUAUACAAAAAUAGAAAUUAUAAAACAUUUUUAACUUCUAUUUUUAUACAUAAAAAUAUUUUACAUUUAUAUUUUAAUAUGAGUUCAUUAAUAUCCAUAUAUAGAUUAAUUUCAAAUGUUUAUACAAAUACUCAAAUAUUUCUUAUAUUUUUAUUAUCUGGAUUUUUUUCAAAUUUAAUAUCUUAUUAUAAUCAUUUUAAAAAAAAAAAUGAAGAAAUAUAUCUUAAUGAUAUAAUAGAUCAGAAUUAUAUUAACAAAAAAAUAUUCAAUUUUAAAAAUAAUAAAAUUAUAUGUGGAAGUAGUUCAGCUAUAUAUGCUUUAUAUGGAAUGCAUAUAACUCAUGUCAUCUUUUUCUAUUUUAAAAAUCAUUAUGUUAUUAAUACAUCCUUUCUUUAUAAUUUUUUUUAUUCAUUUAUAUCAUCCUUACUUUUAGAAAAUGUAAGUCACUUUAAUCAUAUUGUUGGAUUUUUAUGUGGAUUCUUUUUCUCAUUCCUUAUUAUCGCCUUUGAGAAAAACUAA
Plasmodium reichenowi is the source of this 1023-nucleotide messenger RNA. Its product is annotated as rhomboid protease ROM7. The record is from RefSeq and is a predicted model, not a curated record. NCBI's taxonomy places the organism in Eukaryota, Apicomplexa, Aconoidasida, Haemosporida, Plasmodiidae. The coding region runs from base 1 to 1023 and encodes 340 amino acids. The transcript has a single exon. Gene Ontology annotation, cellular component: membrane. Gene Ontology annotation, molecular function: serine-type endopeptidase activity.